Lynx canadensis (Canada lynx) is the source of this 1104-nucleotide messenger RNA. It is a transcript of the gene MAFA, whose product is annotated as MAF bZIP transcription factor A. Gene Ontology annotation, biological process: regulation of transcription by RNA polymerase II; retinal rod cell development. Gene Ontology annotation, cellular component: nucleus. Gene Ontology annotation, molecular function: RNA polymerase II cis-regulatory region sequence-specific DNA binding; DNA-binding transcription factor activity, RNA polymerase II-specific. Lineage: Eukaryota; Metazoa; Chordata; Mammalia; Carnivora; Felidae. The transcript has a single exon. The coding region runs from base 1 to 1104 and encodes 367 amino acids. The record is from RefSeq and is a predicted model, not a curated record.
AUGGCCGCGGAGCUGGCGAUGGGCGCCGAGCUGCCCAGCAGCCCGCUGGCCAUCGAAUACGUCAACGACUUCGACCUGAUGAAGUUCGAGGUGAAGAAGGAGCCGCCCGAGGCCGAGCGCUUCUGCCACCGCCUGCCGCCCGGCUCGCUGUCCUCGACGCCGCUCAGCACGCCCUGCUCCUCCGUGCCCUCCUCGCCCAGCUUCUGCGCGCCCAGCCCGGGCACCGGCGGCGGCGGCGGCGGCGCGGGGGGCGGCGGCGGCGCGGCGCAGGCCGGGACCGCCCCGGGGCCGACGAGCGGGGGCCCGGGCGCCGUCGGGGGCGCCUCGGGGAAGCCGGCGCUGGAGGAUCUGUACUGGAUGAGCGGCUACCAGCACCACCUCAACCCCGAGGCGCUCAACCUGACGCCCGAGGACGCGGUGGAGGCGCUCAUCGGCAGCGGCCACCACGCCGGGCACCACGGCGCGCACCACCCGGCGGCCGCCGCGGCCUACGAGGCUUUCCGGGGCCAGGGCUUCGCGGGCGGCGGCGGCGGCGGCGCGGACGACAUGGGCGCCGGCCACCACCACCACGGCGCGCAUCACGCCGCGCACCACCACCACGCCGCGCACCACCACCACCACCACCACCACCACCACGCCGGCGCGGGCCACCACUCCGGCGCGGGCCACGGCGGCGGCGGCGGCGGCGGCGCGGGCCACCACGUGCGCCUGGAGGAGCGCUUCUCCGACGACCAGCUGGUGUCCAUGUCGGUGCGCGAGCUGAACCGGCAGCUGCGCGGCUUCAGUAAGGAGGAGGUCAUCCGGCUGAAGCAGAAGCGGCGCACGCUCAAAAACCGCGGCUACGCGCAGUCCUGCCGCUUCAAGCGGGUGCAGCAGCGGCACAUUCUGGAGAGCGAGAAGUGCCAGCUCCAGAGCCAGGUGGAGCAGCUGAAGCUGGAGGUGGGGCGCCUGGCCAAGGAGCGGGACCUGUACAAGGAGAAAUACGAGAAGCUGGCGGGCCGGGGUGGCCCCGGGGGCGCGGGCGGGGCCGGCUUCCCGCGGGAGUCCUCGCCGCCGCAGGCCGGGCCGGGCGCGGCCAAGGGCGCCCCCGACUUCUUCCUGUGA